This is a messenger RNA of Pogona vitticeps (central bearded dragon), 2002 nucleotides long. The record is from RefSeq and is a predicted model, not a curated record. NCBI's taxonomy places the organism in Eukaryota, Metazoa, Chordata, Lepidosauria, Squamata, Agamidae.
CGCUUCUUGUGAUGCCAUUAACCUUCCGACGGAGAUCCUUCAUGGAAAAAGAAGUUCAUCAGAUUCUUAAACCAACCUCAUGUAGGCCUCCAGAUGUGGUUAAGAUUACAAUUCCCAUCUUCUUGGCUACGGCCUUCAAUCUGUAGCAGCCCGCUUUGAAGGCUAUGACUAGGUAGAGAACAGACUUUUGGGGUGCAGCCAAGUCCGAUUUUGGGAUCCGUCCCAGAGAAGCCAUGGAUGCGGCUGGAAGCAUAGAGAUCGUGAGGCCGAAGCGGAAGAAACCAAAGCUGACGGCGUUUCUCUUCUCAACUACAGUGUUUUCAUCCAUUGGUAUGUUCCAGUGUGGAUACAGCCUUUGGAUUGUCCACAGUUCGGCUGCGAUUAUAUCAGAAUUUCACAAUGCAACAUUAAAACCAGUGAAAGAGCAACCCAACGAGCUGAAGUUUGAUGAUGAACUGUUGGCUGUCACCACGAUUAUGUUCCCCAUUGGAGCCCUAUCCGGCCUGCUGCUGCUCGGCUUCCUGGUGGAUCACUGGGGCAGAAAAGGCACCUUGUUCUUAAGUAACUGCAUCAACAUUGCCUGCGCUACCCUUUUGGGACUUUCCAGAUCGUGGAAUUCAUACAACGUGGGAAUCUUCGCACGCCUUUUGAACGGAAUGUCUUCAGGCAUGUUCUCCUGUGUGGUUCCACUGUAUAUUGUGGAAAUCUCCCCUCCUAACGUGCGGGGUGCCCUCCACGUGGUGUCCACCUGGUUCUUAACCAUGGGUGUCCUGAUGGCUCAGAUCCUCGGCCUUCACGAAGCCCUAGGGAACCGAGAAGGUUUCCCACAUCUGAUGAGUCUUGUUGGAGUGAUAGCUAUUUUAAAUAUGGUUUUACUGCAGUUUGUCCCAGAAAGUCCGAGGUUUCUGUUGAUCCAGAAAGGGAACGAAACAGAAGCUAGGCAAGCUUUGAAGAUGCUGAGACAAAAGGACAAUGUGGAGGAGGAGGUUGAGGAGAUGCUUCUAGAGGACCUUUGUGAGAAAGCCGAGAAGAACAUGAACCUGCUGAAGCUUCUCUGUUUCCGGGAACUCCGACGGCACAUGAUCUGCACCAUCAUCUUGAUGGCGGGAAGCCAGCUCACUGGUGUGCAUGGCGUAUACUUUUACGCAGAGAGAAUCUACCUUUCCCUGGGAAUAGGCAGCAAAUAUAUCCGCUUCAUGCUCCUAGGGGUGAAUGGUGGACUCCAUCUGGUGACGUUACUUGUGAUAUUUUCCAUCGAUUCUGUGGGGCGGAGGUUUCUGCUCCUCAUCGGUAUCAUGAUUUGCAGCAUGAUCAGUAUUCUGCUCGCUGUCUUCCUGGAACUUCAGGUCAAGAACAACCCCUCGUGGGCGUACAUUAGCACAAUGCUUGUCCUCCUCUUCCUCGCUGCACAGAUGGUCGGGCCAGCUCCUAUUCCUUAUCUGCUUGUUGGAGAGCUGUUCCUUCAAUCAGCCCGGGGCUCAGCCUGCAUGAUCGGGGGAUUUGUAAACUGGUUCUCCCGGCUUUUCGUACCACUGAUGUUUAUUCGUCUAGAGCCCCUGAUCGGUCCUUACAUUUUUCUCUUCUUCUGGCCAAUCUCCAUUUUCAUCUUUAUUUACAUUUUCAAGAUGAUCCCAGAAACCAAAGGCAGGACGUUCGUGGAGAUCCAGAAGGCCAUGGAGAUGCGCCUGCAGAAGAAGGAACACAGGAAGAGGAGGGCCAAAUCAAGAGCAGGGGUCAAUUCUUUUCACUGAACCCCCCCUUUUUGGGGGUGGGUGGAGGAGGACAAAAACAGAAGGACAUGCACAGAAAAAACCUUACUCACUGUGCUCUGUUUGAGAAAAAGCAACAAUGGUGGUUUCCAGUCAAGCUGGACCGUUUGGCUAGUUUUUUCCCCCUGUUCAUGUUUCUCUGUGUACCUACUGUGAAUUCUCUUUCAUUUAAUUAAAUUAGGGUGUAUAUAACAUAAUCCAGAGCUUGAAUGUGUGGAAGAGCGUCUUGAUUC